UAACCACCCGCAAACACCAGAAACUAGAACAUCGGUUGAUGAUGAGUUUGUCUCGAUCACCGAAAAAACAAUGCUGUCGUGCUAUGUGCAACCGAAAGUUUUAUUCCAAUUGUUUCUCAGGCCACAGUCAACACCAGCAAAACUUUCAUUCGAUCCCACACAAAUAUUUAUUAGAAGUACACAUUUACCCAACGUGACCUAGAAGAAAACCCAUGAAUUCAUCGAUCGGAAAAGAACACUUUGUCGGGCUUUUGCUAGCUGUAAUUGCUCUCAUUGCACCGCCGGUCUCUUCUGAACAAAGACAACCGUUGCUGCGUGGCCUCGAAAACGAUGAUUUGGUACGUAUAGGAAUCAAAAGGCAAAAAUUGGCCAUCCAGCCAUCGGCAUUUCAGAUUUGGAUGUUCUUCAGCACACAAUCCAUCCCAGUUGAACUCAUUUCUUUCUUUGAAUAAAAAAACGAUAAAAUACAAGCAGCCUCAUCGGAAACCCAGAAUUGUGGGUGGAGAAACUGUGGCGAAUCCGCAAGAACGUUACCCAUACUUUGCUGUUUUUCAUGACAAAAUCAUGUGUGGUAAGUACGAAUGCUACGUGCAGUCCUAUAAUUAUUGAACAGAAGUGCUAUCUUGCAACAGAUCUGGAAUGCGAAUACGCUUCUACUGUCYCCUUUUCAAUGGCUGUACAAUUUCUUACUCUUUCAUUUUCUGAAUCGGCACAGGAGGAGCUUUGAUUUCGAAGCGGUGGGUCAUCACCGCAGCGCAUUGCGCAGGUGCAAGUAGUUCUUUUGAAAUCAAUGGGAAGCAUUACACCCAUACAAGAGAAGUAUUGCAUUCCGGGUACGAUGAUCGUCACAUGAACAACGACAUCGGCCUAUACCAAUUGAGCGAAGACCUUAUUGAUACUCCCUAUCUGCGAAUGAGUCCAGUGAAGAUUACAGAGUUGUCGUCAUCUAUGGCUGUGAUCGGAAUCGGUGACACCAAGGCAUAUUUGCACAAAACAAGGAAAAAAGAGACGGCUCCUCUAGAAUUGAAACUAGCCGAGCUCGAUCUCGUCGGCUUCGCGGAUUGCGUUGAACCAUAUGUGCCACACGGAGACGCAGAAUACAUCGAUCCUGAUAGCAUGAUUUGCGCUCAGAAGCUUGGUGGAGAUAGGUAUGUUGAGUUGCAUUGUGUCKCAAAGUAAUACAAAGAAUCGGAAUGAUCUCUUUGCUUCUCACACGCUUACUUUUUUUACCUAAAUGACCAACAGUUGCCAAGGAGACUCCGGUGGCCCAAUGUUUAUCCCGGAUGCUCUCGAUCGACCCGAUCAAGAUCUAUUGGUAGGGCUUGUAUCUUGGGGAUACGGGUGUAGCGACAUGGAGUUUCCAGGCGUGUACACGCGGGUUUCGUAUCACUACGAUUGGAUUUUAGACAACAUUUGUAGCGUCGACCCCGAGGGUGCUCCGGAGUAUGUCGAUUGCAAUACCAUUAUCAAUGGGUUGGUUACAAGUGUUCCGUCGACUUMUUUUCCGACCAUCCCAGUCAAUCAGGAAGSUUCGAUUCCUGAAGCUGUGAUUACUCCCGACGUGGAGGCCUACACACCAAAAGCAACCAAUCCACCGAUCAAAAGACCCCCCAAAAUGCCCACGAACCCACAAGCAAUGAAUCCACCGAUCAAUCGUCCCGCCAAAUUGCCAACGAACCCACAAGCCGACCGACCCGCUAAAUUACCCACGAAUCCACAAACCAAACCUCCCGCCGGAAAAGAAAUGUACGACGAAAUCAACUGUCCCGCAGUUUUCCCAAGGAGCGGAACGCCAUGCGUAAUGGUUGAGCCUUACAAAUACAAGAAGUGCAUGUACUACGAAAUGGGUCCCGAUGUGUCUUGCAGUUGUCGAUAUGAUUCAUUAUAUUACAUCUGCACCGGCAAUUUUUACACCAAUGUUCCGGAUAUAAGCGUCUAUUCAAAAAGGGGUUCCAAAAAGAAAAAGGAUGGCUUUUUGUCCUUUUUGAUGGAAUGGUUUGGCGGUAUCUAAACCACAUCUCAUCUGCCACGGCUAAGCUACCYUYGUGKCAUUUUACAAAUAAUGACUUUCUAUUUGGAACGAUUGAUUCAAGGUGCGACUUUUUGGUGUCGUAAGAUAACAAUCCAUUUGUAGGCCAUUGGUGCAGUUCGCUCUGGUUGAAGUUCCUACCUUUAUUUGGAGACAUUCAUUUCUCGCGCCUCGCAAUAUAAAACAUUGAGGGGUGCUAUAUUAUUAUACUGUAAUACCUCUACUAAGAAAAAAUUAAGAUUGUA
Pseudo-nitzschia multistriata is the source of this 2274-nucleotide messenger RNA. The record is from the annotation of a GenBank genome assembly. Lineage: Eukaryota; Bacillariophyta; Bacillariophyceae; Bacillariales; Bacillariaceae.